AAUAUCUUUUGCUAUAUUAAUUCGCCUUGAACAUUUUCGAGAAUGUAGCUAGUCAAUUGAGGCCGUAGGAAGAAGAAUUGUGAGAAGAACUUAAAGUUUUCCUUUUGUCGAUCCAAAAACAAUGGAGAAGCAUACACUUGUUUGGUUGCCAAGAAACAAACAAAUCGCAGCCAACCCCAAGAAAAAUACACAAAAAUUUCAGGUGGGUCAACCGGAAAACAAUUGUAUUUGGAACCCAUUUCCAGUUUCGACGACUUACCGAGGAAUUUGGAAGUUCUCAGAUUGGGCUCUGAGAUCGAGGUUAUGGAAUUUGGACCAUGCGAGGAGAUCAUUUCCAGGACCAAUUGGACCAGGAUUCACCAAUCUUGGGUGCUGUGGGACUCCAUGACCCCAAAGGAUGAUGGCGAAGAAAACAGGCUAAGCUUAAUUUCCAUCUAAGUGUGUGGAGAGACCUUGGUUCUCAGUUCUCAUCAUGUUUAAAAUGGAAAAGCGCAUCCAGCGCCAGGGCUCCAAUCUGCAGUUUAACAAGAACGUUCCAGGCUGCUUCUGGACCAUAUUCCACACUGUUGACCACCAUCGUUGGCAUAACGUUAAAAAGAUGCUUCCUUACAAAAAGCAUUCAAGAAACAAGGGAGGUCCAAAAUCAACUCGAAACAACCACCACGUUGCCAAAGUGUCAGGACAAAGUAAUGAUGGAAACAACCCUCUAAUGUGUACUGCAGAGAGUUGUCCUAUUGGCAGAAAACCUGGAGAAGCCCAUCUAAAUGAAGUGAUAGCUCAAGAGAUGUCAGAGGAAGAAAGCCAAAAGUUUUGGAAAUUGAAUUCCAGUUCAAAGCGAAGGUUGAUUCGAACACAGUCUAUACAUCAUAUAGAGUCUUCAUAUUAUUCUCCAGGAUAUAGUGAUGAAAAUGGAGACAACAGAAUCACUUCUCGACAGAAAACUCCUGUGAAAUUAGCUGCAUCUGGAAUGAGGAGUAUUUCUCUGAGUGCCAUGGAUAACGAGGACUACAUUAUCCAGAGAAAAUUUGAUAUUCGUUUGCCUUCUUUUACAAAAAAAUCUAAUGGAGUAAAGAAAAACUUAGAAGCUAACAAGAUCAAGAGAAAUGUUUCCUGUCGCUCAUUUAAGGCAGACGCUCAUAUACAAGAGAUAUUUAAGGCAAAUAGAAAACUUUUUGCUGAAUUGUUACAGGGUGCACGUAGUAAAAACACUCUCCAAACCUCACAAAAUAAGAAGUCCUCGGCAAGUCUAGCAAAAUCAGGGUUCUUUCCUGCUCCUGGUUCAGCACAAAAAGGAUACAAAAAACUUAGCUCACUCCUACACAAGCAGAGUGAGUCCUAUCCAAAACAAAAAUCUAAUUCUCCCCACCCAUCAGAGCUGGUUGAAUCUGAAUCUCCCAAGAAUUUUCAUGAAGAUAUGUCACCUCAUGAUUCUGAUAGUACUUCACAUAACAUAAAACAACAAACAACCCCUUCUUCUUCAGGCUUGAAUCGUGGGCUUAGGCGUGGAGGGUGGAAUCAGUUGGUUGUCAAGCGUUUCAAUUUUAUUAAGCAGAAAAUAAGGUGCUCACUCAAGGAGAGGAAGAGGGGAAAUCACCAGAAAACAUCUAAAGGAAUACCAACCGUGCAUUCCUCUGGACAUGAACUUCCCCUUCACGGAGAAGAGGCUCGAGAAAGUAUAGGAACUCCCACUAGUGAAAAUGUCUCGGGCACUAGAGGAUACAGUGAGACUGGUGAGAAUGAUAAUCUCAGUAAUGGAGUUCAGACCAAGACAGCUAUUGCUUCACCAAAUGCUUCUCUGGAAAGAUAUUCUCAACGUUCUGAUGGCUCAGGAAUUAUAGGAGGAUACAGUGAGACUGAUAAUUCUGGGAAUGAUAAUCUCAGUAACAACGUUCAAAUCAAGACAGGAACUGCUUCAUUAAGUGCUUCUCUGGAAAUAUAUUCUAAACUAUCUGAGGACGGUUUCAAUAAAAACAGAGAUGCAAAGUGUUAUCACUCACAAAGCUUUAGGCUGAUUAGUGGGGAAAAGAUACCAAAUAUAGAGGGGCCUAAAAAAAACUUUGGAAGGAAUCUUUCUUUUUCUGGUAUUGAUCUCUUCUGUACAUUAUUUACUGACCCUCCUCAUGCUGUUUCUCGCACAAAAAAACCAAAGAGGGGUUUGGAGCACUCGAGUACAUAUAAUAAUAUUCAAACAGAUGAGAAUCCUGCCCAUCUAUUAACCGCACAUGUAUCUAAACCAUUGGAUAGCGAUUCAUCAAUUAUUAUAGAAGAAGGGGAUGACAAUGUGCCUGUUGAUUAUUCAAGUAGUUUAAACGAGGUCAUAAAUGAUGAGGGAACUGCCUGGGUAUAUGAGCACGAACAGAAAAUAGCUCAUCCAGAUAUAUCAAAUGGUAAACAUGAUCAAGUAUCAGGUAGUGAAUGCAUAGUUGAAGAUGUCAGGGAGAUCGUUGAUCAUGUUAGUGAUCUUUCACACAUCAAUCAAGUCUUAGAACUUGAAACUUUUUUUCAAGAUGAUGAAACUUCGUACCUCUCAGACUCAGUAGGUGAAAUACUAGAUCCUUGGUGCAGUAUUUAUGAGCUUGAACUUUCUGAUGACCAACCUAAUGAGGCCAGAACAGAAGCUUUGCCAGCUUAUGAAACCACUGUCAGUGAGAUAAUUGAUGAUGCUGAAAAGAAAUCUUUCUAUCUCCAUCUGCAUUCUGAUUAUGCCGACUUCAACUAUAUGAGGUAUAUUCUUCAGCUCUCCAGCAUUAUCGAUGGUGAUCACACAAUAGAGCAACCUCUUAAUUCUUUAACAUUUGAGGAAGAGGAGGCUUACUUUUACAAAAAACUUGAAUGCUAUUGGGGGAAGGUUGACAAGGAUUCUGAUCAUCAACUUCUGCUUGAUUUAGUUUAUGAGACAUUACAUAAUAUGUAUGAAAACUCAUUCACUGGUGUCCUGAAAACUUUCUCCUCGAUGCACCAAAUCCGUCCAAUGCCACUUGGGCAAUAUCUUCUCGAAGAGGUUCAAGAAAAAGUUGCCUGGUACCUGCGCUUGGGACCAGAACUAGACCAAUGUUUAGACGAUGUGGUGGGGCGAGAUGUAAAUAAAGGUGAUGAUUGGAUGAACCUCCAACCUGAAACAGAAUUCAUAUCCCUUGAUCUGGAAGAUAUGAUUCUUGAUGAACUUUUAGAUGAAGUAAUAAGUUUUAAGGAAUUUUUUGGUUAGAUCUUGUUGAUAUUGUAUAGUGGCAAUCUUCAAAUCUGUGUACAUAUGUCCAACAUCAGAGAGUUAUUGCUAAGGUCCAAGUAGGUGAAAAUGUAAAGAGAAAAUAGAAACAAGCAUAGAUUGUUUUCUUUUUUGACUUCCCUAAACAGGGGGAGGGUAAUGGAUCUUGAGAAUUUUUAAUCUCAUGCAAUUAUUUACACAUUUGUAUUGGAAUACUCUUCUUUUUGUGUGUGUGUGAAAAACAAUCACUUUUGAGUUA
This is a messenger RNA of Cucumis melo (muskmelon), 3464 nucleotides long. RefSeq lists its product as uncharacterized. The coding region runs from base 473 to 3205 and encodes 910 amino acids. The record is from RefSeq and is a predicted model, not a curated record. The transcript has 6 exons. NCBI's taxonomy places the organism in Eukaryota, Viridiplantae, Streptophyta, Magnoliopsida, Cucurbitales, Cucurbitaceae.